Grammomys surdaster is the source of this 3652-nucleotide messenger RNA. RefSeq names its product 3-hydroxyacyl-CoA dehydratase 2 (gene Hacd2). Bases 48 to 812 code for a protein of 254 amino acids. Gene Ontology annotation, molecular function: 3-hydroxyacyl-CoA dehydratase activity. Gene Ontology annotation, biological process: fatty acid elongation; very long-chain fatty acid biosynthetic process; sphingolipid biosynthetic process. The transcript has 7 exons. Lineage: Eukaryota; Metazoa; Chordata; Mammalia; Rodentia; Muridae. Gene Ontology annotation, cellular component: endoplasmic reticulum membrane. The record is from RefSeq and is a predicted model, not a curated record.
CGGGUCUGAGGUGCACGCGCGAGGAGAGCGGGCUGCGGGCGCUUGACAUGGCGGCAGCGGCGGCGACUGCAGCGACCAAGGGGAAUGGGGGCGGCAGUGGCCGAGCCGGGGCUGGCGACAGCAGCGGCGUGCGGAAGAAGAAGGGCCCCGGGCCUGUGGCCACGGCGUACCUGGUCAUCUACAAUGUGGUGAUGACGGCGGGGUGGCUGGUGAUAGCAGUUGGGCUGGUGAGAGCAUACCUGGCUAAGGGGAGCUACCAUAGUCUUUAUUAUUCAAUAGAAAAGCCUUUGAAGUUCUUCCAAACAGGAGCCUUACUGGAGAUUUUACAUUGUGCUAUAGGGAUUGUGCCAUCUUCUGUUGUCCUGACUUCUUUCCAGGUGAUGUCAAGAGUUUUCCUAAUAUGGGCAGUGACACAUAGUGUCAAAGAGGUGCAGAGUGAAGACAGUGUACUUCUGUUUGUUAUUGCCUGGACCAUCACAGAAAUUACCCGUUACUCCUUUUACACAUUCAGUCUACUAAACCAUUUGCCUUACGUCAUCAAAUGGGCCAGAUACACACUUUUCAUCGUGCUGUACCCAAUGGGAGUGACAGGAGAGCUACUCACAAUAUACACAGCUCUGCCCUUCGUCCGACAGGCCAGCCUGUACUCCAUCAGCUUACCUAACAAAUACAACUUCUCCUUUGACUACCAUGCAUUCCUGAUUCUGAUCAUGAUCUCCUACAUUCCACUUUUCCCCCAGUUGUACUUCCACAUGAUACGCCAGAGAAGAAAGGUCCUCUGUCACACCGAAGAGCACAGGAAGUCUGAGUAGCUCUCCACGCCACCCCAAACCACACUUUUCAAUGAUCAAAAAAUGCUGCAGACUUUUUGAGUUCCCAGUAAGAACUAUUUUUAAAAUAUUAAAUACAAAACAAAAUAAAAACCAAAAUCCAGUGUCACAUGGGCCUGGGAUUUUAUAAAAAAUAAAAAAUAUUAAAAAUGUAAAAGUCUGUUACAUAAAGCAUCCUAGCUGGUCCUUUCAGCAUGCUCUGACCAGAAGUUGCCAGUUCCUAUGAUGGCGCUAGAAGGGGGUUAGCCUUUAUUUCCUCCGUCCUCCAUUCAUCUGGCAGUACAGAGUGCACACCCAGUGCCGAGAGCUACAGUCUGAGGGGCAGUGCUCUGACUGACUGCCCGGCUUGCAGCAGAAGCUAGGUUGAAUCUGCAGUGUGGUUAGCUUUCCCCUUCUCAAAGUGCUUGAUUGCAUGCUGGAAACUGCUCUGGAAUGCUCUGAAGUUCUGGCUAGGACCUAGCCCCACAUAUCUAGUGAAUGAGUUAUGAGACGUAUAUGGCUAUGAAGCUUUGGGUAGUGCCUGUAACCAGAAAACCACUAAAAGCCUUUCAUUUGUUUUCGAUUGAGUCGUUCCUGCCUGCUGCUGAGAGCCGUGCUUGAACUUAGUAAGUCUGUGUAAACUAUAAAGACUCUUGCGUGGAACUCGGCUCCAGUUGGAUUCUAACAAGCCACAGUGUGAGGGGAAGGCUUGGUGCCUGGGAGGUGCUGAGUACUUUCCGUGUACUUCUGCUCAGAGCACGGAUGUGUACUGCCCUGCGAGACUCUUCCUGACAGACUCAAAGCCCAUCUCAUCACACAGAAGGAGGAAAUCUAUAAUUAAGGGUACUUGGAAAGUGUUGCUCUACCACCAUGGUCCACAGAAGGCAUUCAGAAAUAGAUUUAUACUUAGUUUAUACUUAGUUUUUAUUUUAAUUUUUUACUCUUCUGUUUAGGUACCUUUCCUGAUUGUGUUCCUGUGUAAUUCUCAUCCACGUUGUAAGUCCAGAGACAGCACAUGUUCUAGGAAAAGCUAAAGGUAGUACUGUCUCCUCCAAGCGUCAGAGCAGCCACCAGCUGCUUGUGACUGGCCCCUGUCUGAUAGUGUCUUCACAGCACUUCCUGGCUCACCUGUGUAUUUACCCUUAGGAAAAGUUUGGAGGAGACAGGCAAAGCUGAGGUCCUGCCCAGCCCACUGCUCUCACAGUGCCCCCAGAAAACUCCUCUUUAAAAAUAGAAAACAAGGUUCAGAUGAAUACCAGGCCCAAGUUUAGAUGUGCACUCAAUUUUAAACAGUACCUUCUUAAUAAGAUCUCCACUUGCUUUCUUUUUCUUUCCUUUUUUUGUUUAUCUUUAAGACUUUAAAUAUCUUGCCAUUGUCAUUUAGAAUAUAAUUGUUCCAAUCAGAAGAAUAUAAUGAAAACUACAUUUUCAAAUGCAUAUUUUCAUAGGAGCUUGAAAAGCUAAUGCAGGCAGGUGUGUAAUAAGUUAUUGUCAAACUGAACAUUAGAAUUCUGUUUCAAGUCAGCUCUCUUGACUUGGCUGUGUCGUUCAGAAUCUAUUCUGGUAUUUGAUAGACAAAUAUGUGGGAAAUAUUUUUUUCAGCUUUUUCUCCCUUUUUAUUCCUCCAAAUCGUAUUUCUUCUGUGAAACAGAAUCAACUUGGGUUUCACCAGCCUUUUUACUGUAUCUGAGAUUUGUUACCGUUAUGUUGGAAUGCCUGCAGAAGGUGGUGUGAGAGGCAGGUCAUCCAGCCCAAGGGACCCCUGGGCCUGCCUUCCUCAUUGCUACAUCUGCUUCACUGAAUUGCAUCAGAUUGAGCUACAGCAAUAAGAAUACAGUCUUUCCCUCUCAGAAAGGGUCUCAAUCCAGCGUCUGCUUGACGCAUGCUUUAAGAUGCAGCAGACAGCAGGGUGUCCUUCUGACACCUCUUGGGUAGCUAGCUUUUAGGUCUUUUUCCUUUUUCAUCCCUAACAUGAAUUAAUUUCUCCUUGAGACAAUCAUGCCCUUUAAACUCAGAACCUCCAGCUUCCUCAGGUGUGACAUCUAAUGAGGUGUGAAUGAGGAAGGUACUUUUCAGUGGCUAUUUUGUCAGAAUUAGAGUCAGUCCAGCACCCACCUGACUGCAGGUCAGAUCCCCAGGGGCCCUCUGUGGAAGGGAUGGAGUCUUUGAGGUGCACAGCAGCCUUCUGCAGACUUGUGUUGUUAAUCUGCAUCAUGCUGAGGCAGGGACCACAAUCAUCAAAGGCCCCACGGAGUUACUCAUGGAGUGAAGCACUGUCCUCCCGGACAGGAAAAGUCUCUAAAGCAAACCGAACAAGAGGAUGGUGUAGACCAUGCCGGUCAGAGGGCCAGAUGAGGCAAUCGUGCCUUGCUUUUCACUUGUGUUGGCUUUACAUUUCUAUUAAAGCCUAGCGUUGCUGAGGUCCAACCUGAAAAAUAUACUCAGUUCUGAGUUUCAGAUAAACCAUUAUAAAACAUCAAAGUCAGUACAUGCUGCUCCUUUGAAAUUUGGGUAAAAAAUUAUACAACCAUAUAUAUAUAUAGUCAUUUUGUAUUUUUUCUAUGUUGUAAAAACCAAAAUUGUAAUUUUAUAAGUCUUUGAUUCACUAAAAUUAUAUAAUUUAAAUGUAUUUUUUGUAUAUUUAGAAAUAAGGCACUCAAAAAAUUAUGCUUAACUUUCUAUGCAUGCACUUGAAAGCUGUUUUUAUCUGAUGUUACUGUAGUAAUAAGUUAUACUCAUAAAACACUGGUACAUGUUGCAUUCCAAAAUAAAUGGGUGCGUGCUCUGCCUGGGUCUGAUCUGGAGCCAGGGUGCAAGAGUGUGGAAGCUCCCAUUCCAUUAUG